AUGUCUUCGGCGACGCAGCAGCAGCCGCCACCGGCGGCGCCGCCGUACCGGCCAUACCGGCAGGUGCGCGCGGCGACCCCGCACACCCGCGCCAUCUCCUGCGUGCGGUUCUCCCCCUGCGGGCGCCUCCUAGCGACGGCCUCCCUCGACGGCACGGUCGCCCUCCUCUCCCCGUCCUCGCUCGCCGUCAUCGCCAACCUGCGCGGCCACACCCAGGGCGUCUCCGACCUGUCCUGGAGCACGGACUCGAAUUACCUCUGCUCCGCGUCCGACGACCGCACCCUCCGCAUCUGGGACAUCCGAUCCAUCCUCUCCGGCCCCAAGCCCGCCGACCCCAACGCCGAUCGCUGCAUCCGCGUGCUCAAGGGCCACACAAACUUCGUCUUCAGUGCCAACUUCAAUCCGCAGACCAGCUCCCAGGUCGCCUCGGGGGGGUUCGACUGCACCGUGCGCAUCUGGGACGUCAGCAGCGGCCGCUGCAUCCGCACCAUCGACGCGCACUCUGAGCCCGUCACCUCCGUCCACUUCAUCCGGGACGGAUCGAUCAUUGUGUCAGGGAGCCAUGAUGGGAGCUGCAAGAUUUGGGAUGCGGGAACUGGCUCUUGUCUCAAGACAGUCAUUGACGACGACAAGAAGCCAGCGGUUUCCUGCUCAAUGUUCUCACCGAAUGGCAAGUUCAUCCUCGUCGCUACGCUCGAUGACUCACUGGUAUGA
Triticum turgidum subsp. durum (durum wheat) is the source of this 714-nucleotide messenger RNA. NCBI's taxonomy places the organism in Eukaryota, Viridiplantae, Streptophyta, Magnoliopsida, Poales, Poaceae. The record is from the annotation of a GenBank genome assembly.